Bufo bufo (common toad) is the source of this 984-nucleotide messenger RNA. RefSeq names its product nipsnap homolog 1 (gene NIPSNAP1). Lineage: Eukaryota; Metazoa; Chordata; Amphibia; Anura; Bufonidae. Gene Ontology annotation, cellular component: mitochondrion. The record is from RefSeq and is a predicted model, not a curated record. The coding region runs from base 81 to 920 and encodes 279 amino acids. The transcript has 10 exons.
UGAGGCUCCGGGGGACGCGGUUAGUGGGCGAGCACGCACUAGAACCCACCUGAGCUCCCAUCUUUCAUGUCACCGAGAACAUGCUGUCACGAAUAUCCGUCGUCCCGCGGCUGAGCCGCUGCUACGGGCUCCAGGGAGAAUGCGUGGCCGAGCUGACUCGCGGGUAUUCGUCUGACUCUAAAGAGAGCAGCUGGCUUCAGUCCCUUUUUGUAAGGAAGGUGCAUCCACGCAAAGAUGCACAUUCAACUUUGCUGUCUAAGAAGGAGACCAGUGGCCUGUACAAAAUUCAAUUCCAUAACGUGAAGCCAGAAUGCCUGGAUGCUUAUAACAAAUUGACAGAGGAAGUGCUGCCUAAACUGCACCAGGACCCAGAUUACCCAUGUGAUUUGGUGGGCAAUUGGAAUACGUGGUAUGGGGAGCAAGACCAAGCAGUUCAUCUCUGGCGAUUCUCUGGGGGAUAUCCUGCACUCAUGGACUGUAUGAAUAAGUUGAAAAAUAACAAGGAAUACCUGGCUUUCCGUGAAGAACGUAGUCACAUGCUACUGUCGCGGCGAAACCAACUGCUUCUGGAGUUCAGUUUUUGGAAUGAGCCAACACCUCGUAAAGGUCCUAAUAUCUAUGAAUUGCGUACAUAUAGAUUGAAGCCGGGAACAAUGAUUGAAUGGGGAAAUAAUUGGGCCCGUGCAAUCAAGUAUCGCCAAGAGAAUCAGGAAGCUGUGGGAGGAUUUUUUUCUCAGAUUGGAGAGCUGUAUGUAGUGCAUCACCUGUGGGCUUACAAAGAUCUACAGUCCAGAGAAGAAACUAGGAAAUCGGCAUGGACUAAAAGAGGCUGGGACGAAAAUGUCUAUUAUACAGUACCUCUUGUGCGGAGCAUGGAGUCUCGUAUCAUGAUUCCCUUAAAGAUCUCUCCUCUUCAAUGAGGCAACUGUCAUCUCUUCAACGAAACCAUUCCCAUUUUUGAGCUGUUGAUAGAUUCUGCUCCUU